This is a messenger RNA of Erigeron canadensis, 628 nucleotides long. Its product is annotated as norbelladine synthase-like. Gene Ontology annotation, molecular function: protein phosphatase inhibitor activity; abscisic acid binding; signaling receptor activity. Gene Ontology annotation, biological process: abscisic acid-activated signaling pathway; defense response. Gene Ontology annotation, cellular component: cytoplasm; nucleus. The record is from RefSeq and is a predicted model, not a curated record. The transcript has 2 exons. Lineage: Eukaryota; Viridiplantae; Streptophyta; Magnoliopsida; Asterales; Asteraceae. The coding region runs from base 45 to 506 and encodes 153 amino acids.
UAUAAUUAAGCCUCAGAUGUGCAUUUCGUUAAUAACCAAUAAAAAUGUUUGGAACAUUAUCAGAAGAGACACAAGUGAAGGUGCCUGCUACCAAAGCUUGGGCUCUAUAUGGCACCCUCGAGCUUGGAAAGGUCGCCUCUGGAACAAUCCUCGAGUCCGUGGAUCUCGUUGAAGGCGACGGUGCCGUUGGUACCAUCCUUAAGCUCACCUUAAAGCCGGGUUUAGGCUUGACGUAUUACAAAGAAAAGUUUACAAAAAUCGAUCACGAGAAUAAGAUCAAGGAAACUGAAGUGGUGGAAGGGGGGUUUCUUGAUCUAGGAUUUAACCUAUAUAGGUUCAGGAUUGAAAUCAAAGAGAUUCCGAAUGAUGACACGUCGUGUAGAGUGAUAUGUACGAUCGAAUUUGAGGUUAAGGAAGAGUUUGCUGCUAAUGCUUCUUUUGUGACCGCCGAGCCUAUGAUUGCCCUUAUGAGCGUCGCAAAUGAGCAUCUUUUGCAAUCUAAUUAGCGCGCUCAAACAACGUUUGUGAUUCUUUCUUAAUGGUGUUAAUGUAAUGUUAAAAUAAUAUAAAUGUUGUUUUCUCUGGUCAAUGUUAUCAUAAGGGUAAUUAGACGAGAUUCUGAGGUUAA